Messenger RNA from Staurois parvus, 2331 nucleotides. Lineage: Eukaryota; Metazoa; Chordata; Amphibia; Anura; Ranidae. The record is from the annotation of a GenBank genome assembly.
AUGCACUCAGGGGUGAAGCCCUAUGCAUGCUCCAUUUGCGGAAAGGCUUUCACGCAGAAGGCCGCUCUUGAUGAACACAUACGGAUUCACACUGGGGAGAAGCCAUACGCCUGCUCUCACUGCACCAAGUGCUUCGCCCAAAAGUCGGCCUUUGCCGAACACCAAAGAGUUCACACGGGAGAGAGACCUUACGCUUGUGCUGAAUGCGGGAAAUGCUUCACGCAGGGCUCUGCCCUAGCCAAACACGAAAGAGUUCACACGGGCGAGAAGCCAUUUUCAUGUUCCAUGUGUGGGAAAUGCUUCAACCAAAAAUCGGUCCUCGUCAGACACGAAAAAGUUCACCUAGAAGAGAAGCCGUAUUCCUGUUCCGACUGUGGGAAAAGCUUCAGGCAGAAGUCAGACCUCGUGGUCCACGAAAGGACUCACACCUCAGAAAAGCCCUAUUCCUGCUCCGAGUGCGGGAAACUGUUCUCCCACCGGUCGUCCCUUGUGAAGCAUCAGACCGUCCACACGGGCCACAAACCUCACUCCUGUCCGGACUGCGAGAAAAGUUUCAUCCAGAAGUCGGACCUUCUUGACCAUCGAAGAAGCCAUAUUCCUGUGCGGAAUGCCAUAAAUCGUUCCGUCUCAAGAGCACAAAGUGCGAGCACGAGCGACUCCACUCCGGAGAAGCCUUACUCGUGCUCAGAGUGCGGCAAACGCUUCCACCAGAAGUCAAACCUUAACCACCACCAGGUGAUCCACUCGGGCGAGAAACCGUUUUCUUGUUUGGAAUGCGGGAAAAGAUUUUUGAGGAAGGCCGAUCUGGUGACCCACCAGAAAACUCACUCUGGCCUGAAGCCGUACUCAUGUCCCCACUGCGGGAAGUGCUAUAGGAGCAAGUCAACUGUCGUCAAACAUCAGAGGAUCCACAUUGGGGGUGAAAUGUUCCAGUGUUCCGAGUGCGGGAAGUGUUUUAACCAGAGAGCAAAACUCAUCACGCAUCAGAGGAGUCACACUGGAGAGAGGCCAUUUUCCUGCUCUGAAUGUGGGAAAGCUUUCACCCAAAGGGGCAACCUGCUAACGCAUCGAAAAAUCCACAAAGGAGAGAAGCCAUACUCCUGUUCGGAGUGCGGGAAAUGUUUCCUCCUGAAGGGAGGUCUCAUUAAGCACGCAAGAUUUCACACAGGGGAGCGGCACAUAGUGGUGCACACGGGGGGGAAGCCCUAUACGUGUUCGGAAUGUGGAAAAACCUUUUCACAAAAGUCCAACUUGAACGAGCACGAGAAGACACACACGGGAGAGAAACCGUUCUCUUGCUCCGUGUGUGGGAAACGCUUUGCCUAUAAGUCAAACCUGACAACGCACGAGAGGGCGCAUGCAGGGGAGAAGCCACAUUCAUGCCCUGUGUGUGGGAAAAACUUUGCGCAAAAAUACAUCCUGGCCAUGCACGAAAGGACGCACACAAAGGAGAAACCGUUUUCCUGCAGUGUAUGCGGGAAGCCUUUCGCCCACAAGUACACCCUGGCCAUGCAUGAGAAGGCUCACUUGGGGGAGAUGCCAUAUACGUGUACCGUCUGUGGGAAAAGCUUUGCGCAAAAGUACGUCCUCGAUGACCACGAGAGGACUCACACGGGGGAGAAGCCAUACUCCUGCAGCGUAUGCGGGAAGUGCUUUGCGCACAAGUCCAAUCUUAUCACGCACAGGAGAACUCACACAGGGGAGAAGCCCUAUGCCUGCUCCAUGUGCGGGAAAUGCUUUGCACAGAAACCCCAUAUGAUUACACACGAGAGGUCUCACACAGGGGAGAAACCAUUUUCCUGUUCGGAAUGUGGAGUGUGUUUCACUAGGAAAUCCAAACUUGUCAGCCAUCAGCGUUCACACACAGGGGAUCCUUCUGAUGUCCGGUUGCAGCACCUUAAAAUUCAAAUCAAAGAGGAAAUUUCUGACACGGGGAUGUCGGAGACGUUCCCGUGCUCCAACUGCGGCAUGUGCUUCACUCAGAUAAUGGCGCUCCUCGCACACAAGCGGACUCACAUGGGAGAGGCGCUGCAUCCUUGUCCUGAAUGUGGUAAACAGUUCGCUCUGAAGAACGACCUCGUUAACCACCUUGCGAAUCACGCCACCGAUCAGCCGUACUCUUGCUCUUACUGCAGAAAACACUUCCUGAGUAAAUCCCGCCUGGGCCGUCAUGAAAUUAUUCACACGGGGCACAAGCCGCAUUCCUGCUCCAUGUGCGGGAAACGCUUCACGCAGAAGGCCAACCUGGCCCGCCACGAAAGGACUCACACAGGGAAAAGCCUUUCACCUGUCUUGAGUGCGGAAAAUGUUUCACAAGGAAAGCCACUUUGA